Molecule: messenger RNA, 1213 nt
Organism: Nymphaea colorata (pocket water lily)
Lineage: Eukaryota; Viridiplantae; Streptophyta; Magnoliopsida; Nymphaeales; Nymphaeaceae
Product: agamous-like MADS-box protein MADS2
Exons: 9
Coding region: 205-945 (246 amino acids)
Biological process (GO): positive regulation of transcription by RNA polymerase II
Cellular component (GO): nucleus
Molecular function (GO): RNA polymerase II cis-regulatory region sequence-specific DNA binding; protein dimerization activity; DNA-binding transcription factor activity, RNA polymerase II-specific
Source: RefSeq, a predicted model, not a curated record
UAUUGGUUCUCUUUCUUUCUUUCUCUCUCUCUCUCUCUGUGUUGCCUGGCAGAUCACAGCUCUCUCUCUCUCUCUCGCUCUCUCUACCUUUUUAGCUUUUCUUUUCUGCAAGAAGGGUUCUUCAGAACAUAAAUAGAGCACCAAGAAAUAGAAUAGAAUAGAAUAGAAAUAAGGAAGAAAGAGAAAAGGGGGAAGGAAAGGAGGAUGGGAAGAGGCAGAGUGGAGCUCAAGAGGAUAGAGAACAAGAUAAACAGACAGGUUACUUUUGCGAAGAGGAGGAAUGGCCUACUCAAGAAGGCAUACGAGCUUUCUGUACUCUGCGAUGCCGAGGUCGCCCUUAUCAUCUUCUCCAACAGAGGCAAGCUCUACGAGUUCUGCAGCAGCUCUAGCAGCAUGCUCAAAACACUGGAGAGGUAUCAAAAGUGCAAUUACGGAUCAAUAGAAGCUACCGUGCCAUCUCGAGAGACGCAGAGCAGCUAUCAAGAGUACCUGAAGCUUAAGUCCAAGGUAGAGGCACUGCAACGCUCACAAAGGAACCUUCUCGGUGAAGAUCUGGGUCCGCUCAACUCGAAGGAGCUUGAACAGCUCGAACAACAGCUAGAGGUUUCAUUGAAGCAUGUUAGAUCAACAAAGACACAAUUCAUGCUUGAUCAACUCUCCGACCUUAAGAGAAAGGAGCAAAUGCUGCAAGAAGCUAACAGGGCGUUAGUAAGAAAGCUUGACGGAUCGGGGACGGCAAAUCAUCACCAACUUUCAUGGGAUAACAGUGGGCAGCACAUGCAGUAUGGCCGGCACUCUGGUCCCCAGAAUGACGCAUUUUACCAACCUUUGGAAUGUGAUUCGACUCUUCAGAUUGGGUACAAUCCAUCUGGACAAGAGCAGAUUACCAUUGCAGCACCUCCUCAGAAUGUGAAUGGCUUUGUCCCUCCGUGGCUAAUAUUUUAACCGGACUCUUACCACUUUGGCAAAAGACAUAUCCUAGAUGUUGGCAGCUGACUUCAACUUUCAAAUUCUUCCGCCAACUUGACUGGUUUUUAUGCAUCCUUUUCUUGGAUGCCAAUUAUAAAGAGGCUCCAUUCAUGAUUUCUUGCAGUUUAAUGUCAAAUGUGAAGAGAAGUGUCAAGUGGCCCAAAAAUGACAUACAUACUGAACUUAUGAACUUCAGAUAUUACUUAAUGUUGACUUGGCUCGUGUAUAUGUCGAGGCUUGAUUC